Telopea speciosissima is the source of this 432-nucleotide messenger RNA. RefSeq lists its product as uncharacterized. Gene Ontology annotation, molecular function: RNA-DNA hybrid ribonuclease activity; nucleic acid binding. Lineage: Eukaryota; Viridiplantae; Streptophyta; Magnoliopsida; Proteales; Proteaceae. The coding region runs from base 1 to 432 and encodes 143 amino acids. The record is from RefSeq and is a predicted model, not a curated record. The transcript is spliced from 2 exons.
AUGGGGUUUUCAAGACUAAGGAUUGGUCGCCCCUUGAAAGAAAGGUGGGAGGUCCCUCCCAUGGGUUCAAUCAAGGCUAACUGCGACGCUGCUCUUCCUCAAGGUGGUGCUACUAGCGGGCUAGGUAUUAUGCUUAGAAAUCACAACGGCCACCCUAUAAAGGCGCUUUCCAUUCCCCAUGUUGUAGCCUCUGCAAUUCAAGGAGAAGCCUUAGCCAUUAGAUUAGCUCUUAAGCAUGCUCAUGAUUCAGGAAUCAUAAAUCUCCUUGUCGUAUCAGAUAAUAAGGAGAUCAUCAACUACAUUGAAGAUCCUACUCGCAUCCCCCCUCUUGAAGUAGCAGUGGCCAUUGAUGACAUUCGAGAACUGAGUUAUUCUUUUGUUUCAAUAUCUUUUCUUUUUGUUCCACGAGCUAUGAACUCGAUUUGUUACUGA